Procambarus clarkii (red swamp crayfish) is the source of this 1017-nucleotide messenger RNA. Lineage: Eukaryota; Metazoa; Arthropoda; Malacostraca; Decapoda; Cambaridae. The record is from RefSeq and is a predicted model, not a curated record.
AUGUUGGAUGAGCAAUGGCCGGAUAGGAAACACCCGGGUGAGAAACACCCGGGUGAGAAACACCCGGGUGAGAAACACCCGGGUGAGAAACACCCAGAUGGGAAACACCCGGAUGAGAAACACCCGGAUGAGAAACACAUGAAUGAGAAACACCCGGAUGAGAAACACCCGGAUGAGAAACACCCGGAUGAGAAACACAUGAAUGAGAAACACCCGGAUGAGAAACACAUGAAUGAGAAACACCCGGAUGAGAAACACCCUAAUGAGAAACACCCGGAUGAGAAACACCCGGAUGAGAAACACAUGAAUGAGAAACACCCGGAUGAGAAACACAUGAAUGAGAAACACCCGGAUGAGAAACACCCGGAUGAGAAACACCCUAACGAGAAACACCCUAACGAGAAACACCCGGAUGAGAAACAUCCGGAUGAGAAACACCCGGAUGAGAAACACAUGAAUGAGAAACACCCGGAUGAGAAACACCCGGAUGAGAAACACCCUAAUGAGAAACAUCCGGAUGAGAAACACCCGGAUGAGAAACACCCGGAUGGGAAACACCUGGAUGAGAAACACCCGGAUGAGAAACACCUGGAUGAGAAACACCCGGAUGAGAAACAUCCAGAUGAGAAACACCCGGAUGAGAAACAUCCAGAUGAGAAACACCCGGAUGAGAAACAUCCAGAUGAGAAACACCUGGAUGAGAAACACCCGGAUGAGAAACAUCCAGAUGAGAAACACCCGGAUGAGAAACACCCGGAGGAGAAACACCCGGAGGAGAAACACCCGGAUGAGAAACACCCGGAUGAGAAACACCCGGAUGAGAAACACCCGGAGGAGAAACACCCGGAUGAGAAACACCCGGAUGAGAAACACCCGGAUGAGAAACACCCGGAUGAGAAACACCCGGAGGAGAAACACCCGGAGGAGAAACACCCGGAUGAGAAACACCCGGAUGAGAAACACCCGGAUGAGAAACACCCGGAGGUCAAAACGACUCCCCCGCAUCCCGUCUCGUAA